UCGAUUAGCGACGGGUUGCGUUGCGGCGUUCUCGCUAAAUCUUACUCUUUUGUAUUUGCUGAAUAAUGAAAAUCAGUAAAACAGGGUAGUAACGGAGGGCUUCAGUGAAAUCAUUGUGUGUGAAAACGUAUCUAAUAUAAUAUUCGAAUAUUCGGUGCACUAUAACUGUGUCGUUUUUAAAAGAAAUCUCUGCUACGGUAGCUGACCCGGUACCACUCGAAACGUGAUUUUCACCGGCUUACUGUUUUCUUCGAUUUCUUUUUUAUUCUAUAUGUGAUUGUUUAUACUGCAGUGUAAAUUGUAUUUAUUGCUUGUAGUGGAGUAGCGGUGCAAUAUAUCGUGGAAGUUUUUAGAGAGGCAUUGCCUAAAUAAUAAUUUAUCGGAAAUGACACGUGUGUAAAUAAGCAGUGAUCGAAUUUCAAUAUAUUCCGUCUACGAUAAGAAGCACACGAAAAUUACUGUGAUUUUUCCUCAAGAUUUUUACGUAAGAUUGCUGACAAAUAAGAAGAUGGAGCCGUGUCCACUGACGCAUAAUUUAAUAUAAUAUCGGUCACAAAAAAUGGAGUGCUCAUUAUGACAAUAAAAUGCGAAAAUAAAUUAAAAAAGUGCUCUGCAACUUCAUAAUGAGCUCUCGUCACGCCCUUUACACCGUUGAGGUGGGUGACACAAAAUUUACAAUUCUAACCAGAUAUCAGAAUCUUAAGCCAAUCGGUUCAGGUGCUCAGGGAAUCGUAUGCGCUGCAUAUGACACAGUGACCGAGCAAAAUGUCGCAAUAAAAAAAUUAUCAAGGCCAUUCCAAAAUGUAACGCAUGCAAAACGCGCUUAUAGGGAAUUCAAAUUAAUGAAAUUAGUCAAUCACAAAAAUAUAAUUGGUUUAUUAAAUGCAUUUACACCGCAGCGCACAUUAGAAGAAUUUCAAGAUGUCUACCUUGUUAUGGAGCUUAUGGACGCCAAUUUAUGCCAGGUCAUACAAAUGGACUUGGAUCAUGACAGAAUGUCAUAUCUUCUCUAUCAAAUGUUGUGCGGGAUAAAACAUUUACAUUCAGCUGGAAUAAUACAUAGAGAUCUGAAGCCAUCCAAUAUAGUUGUAAAAGCAGAUUGUACUUUAAAAAUUCUUGAUUUCGGUCUCGCACGAACCGCCGGUACAACAUUCAUGAUGACACCAUACGUAGUCACAAGGUAUUAUCGAGCUCCUGAAGUAAUAUUGGGUAUGGGUUACACGGAAAAUGUGGAUAUAUGGUCUGUUGGAUGCAUAAUGGGUGAGAUGAUACGUGGUGGUGUUUUGUUUCCUGGAACUGAUCAUAUUGAUCAAUGGAAUAAGAUAAUUGAACAAUUAGGUACUCCAUCUGCAUCAUUUAUGCAACGUUUACAGCCAACUGUUAGAAAUUAUGUAGAAAAUCGGCCAAGAUAUAAUGGUUAUUCAUUUGAAAGACUAUUCCCAGAUGUCCUAUUUCCAAAUGAUCCUAGUGAACAGAGCCGACGUAAAGCAGCCGAAGCUCGUGAUUUAUUAAGUAAAAUGUUAGUUAUAGAUCCAGAAAAUCGUAUUUCGGUCGAUCAAGCUCUGCUACAUAGUUAUAUCAAUGUAUGGUACGAUGCUGAAGAAGUGAAUGCUCCUGCUCCAGAGCCAUAUGAUCAUAGCGUCGACGAACGAGAGCACACUGUUGAACAGUGGAAGGAGCUGAUUUAUCAAGAAGUCAUGGAAUACGAAAGUCGAAGUGGAAACAACAUGGAUUCGGCCGAUAGUCGGUAGAAAUAACGUUUUAUUAUCUAAGUGAAAAUGAAACAAGAAAAGUGAAAACAUACGGUUAAAUAAUUUAUUACAAAUAACAUAAAAGGCAAAGCAAAAAAUAACAUAAAUAGAGCAGAACAAAAAUCGUAUUAUGUAAAUAUUUACAAAGUAAAAAUACAUACAAUUAAAUAAGGAGAGAACAACUCAAAAGCAUUAAUAAAGAUACAGCAUAUUGACAGUUAAAUUUCUUCAAACAACAAAUUAGAAAAAAAAUACUUGAAAUAAUCAACAAAAUACAAACUAAACCACUUCACAGCAAUGGCUAUAGCUUUUGAAAACUGUCAUGAAGCGGAAGGAAGCAAGAAUAAAAGUAAAAUACCAAGUCAUAAAAUAUUUUGUAGUCAUAUUCUCUAAAUAUAACAAUUAAAUGAAAACCUAAUAAUGUAUUUUAUGUAAGUUUGCAAUCUGAGUUGUAUUCUAUUUCGUUUCGAAUUAAAACAAAUCUAAGUAUUUGUACAACUAUAUUUUAGAAGAAUUGCUAGAGCAGAUUUUAGGUUAAAAAGUGGAAAAAAUAAGAAACUUGAAGUUUUUAAAUUGAAAAGAGAUGGUUUUCGAAACAAAUCAUGUGAUUUAUUAUAAAAAUUAUUUAAAUGAAAACAAAGAAAAGGCUUUGUUUUAAAACUUCGUUAGAUUUCUUUUCCUCUAUUCAGUUUUUAUGUUGUUCUAUUUCUUUGAUCUAAUUAUUUUGAAAUUUUGAAUAAUACAACAUGUGCAAAUUUUUCGCGUUUCAUUAUAUAUACAUUAAAAACAAAAAGAAAGUUAAAUAGACUGCAUGUGCAAUAAAAAAUGUAUUUUGAGUUUUUCAUUCAGCUAUCACUGAAUAUUAUGAGUGCGUUUUGUUUGAUAUAAACAAAGCUUUUAUUGGUCUCAUGAAGGUAUCUCAGACCCAUUAUUAACAACCGCACUGCUGUUGAAAAAUAAAAACGAUUGUGAGAGAAU
Molecule: messenger RNA, 2729 nt
Organism: Hermetia illucens (black soldier fly)
Lineage: Eukaryota; Metazoa; Arthropoda; Insecta; Diptera; Stratiomyidae
Gene: bsk
Product: stress-activated protein kinase JNK
Exons: 8
Coding region: 624-1751 (375 amino acids)
Biological process (GO): JNK cascade; protein phosphorylation
Cellular component (GO): cytoplasm; nucleus
Molecular function (GO): ATP binding; JUN kinase activity
Source: RefSeq, a predicted model, not a curated record